Molecule: messenger RNA, 3624 nt
Organism: Acanthosepion pharaonis
Lineage: Eukaryota; Metazoa; Mollusca; Cephalopoda; Sepiida; Sepiidae
Source: the annotation of a GenBank genome assembly
AUGAUUUUUUUGUUCUCCUUUUUUUCUUUUUCUUUUUCUUUUUGGCACUUCCCAUAUUCUCAGCCACCAUCCACCCCUAGUCUAGCCUGCUCGAAUCUAUCUCUCUAUCCGUUUAUAUCUAUCUAUCUAUCUAUCUAUCUAUCUAUCUAUCUAUCGCAGUCUGUUCACAUCUAUCUAUCUCGCUUUCUUUCUCUCUCUCUCUAUCUGUCUAUCUAUAUAUCUAUCUAUCGCAGUCUUUUCAUAUCUAUCUAUCUAUCUAUCGCAGUCUGUUCAUAUCUAUCUAUCUCUCUCUCUCUCUCUCUCUCUCUCUCUAUCUAUCUAUCUAUCUAUCUAAACUCAGUCUGUUCAUAUCUAUCUAUCUAUCUUUCUAUCUAUUUACCGAUCGAUCUCUGUUCAUAUCUAUCUAUCUAUCUAUCUAUCUAUCUGUUAAUAUCAUUCUCUAUAUAUUUAUUUCUAGAUAUCUAUGUGUCUAAGUCCGUUAAUUUCUAUAUCUAUCUAUCUCAGCUUUUUAAUAUUUGUCUAUGUCAGUCUGUUAAUAUCUAUCUAUCUAUCUAUCUAUCUAUCUAUCUAUCUAUCUAUCUAUCUAUUUCAGUGUAUUCGUAUAUAUCUAUCUUUAUCUCAGUCUAUUCAUAUCUAUCUAUCUAUCUAUCUAUCUAUCUAUCUAUCUAUCUAAGCCUUCCUUCCCUGCUUGCUUGCUUCUUUCUUUCUUUCUUUUUUCUUUCUUUUUUUCUCCUAACAUAUCCCAAUCCUUCCUUCCUUCCUUCCUUCCUUCCUUCCUUCCUUCUUUCCUUCCUUCCUUCUCUCUCUCUCUCUUUCUUUCUUUCAACUGAAAUAUUCAAAUCUUCGUUUGUUUGUUUGUUUUUGUUUCUUUCUUUCUUUCUUUCAAUUUGUGUCUUCUUUUUAUUCCUUUUUUUCUUUCUUUCUUUCUUUCUUUCUUUCUUUCUUUCUCCUAACAUAUCCCAAUCCUUCCUUCCUUCCUUCCUUCCUUCCUUCCUUCCUUCCUUCCUCCCUUCUCUCUCUCUCUCUCUCUUUCUUUCUUUCUUUCAACUGAAAUAUUCAAAUCUUUAUCUUUCUUUCUUUCUUUCUUUCUUUCUUUCUUUUUUCUUUCUCCUGAAAUAUUCAAAUCUUUGUUUGUUUGUUUGUUUGUUUGUUUUUGUUUGUUUGUUUUUUCUUUUUCUUUCUUUCUUUUUCUUUCUUUCUUUCUUUCUUUCUCCUAAUAUAUUCAGAUCUUUCUUUCUUUCUUUCUUUCUUUCUUUCUUUUUCUAUAUAUUCAGAUAUCUUUCUUUUCUUUUUCUUUCUUUUCUUUCUUUCUUUCUUUCUUUUUUCUUUCUCCUGAAAUAUUCAAAUUUUUGUUUGUUUGUUUGUUUGUUUUUUUUGUUUGUUUUUUUUGUUUCUUUCUUUCUUUCUUUCUUUCUUUCUUUCUUUCUUUUUUUUUUUCUUUCUCCUAAUAUAUUCAGAUCUUUCUUUCUUUCUUUCUUUCUUUCUCCCUUAUAUUCAGAUUUUUUUUUCUUUCUUUCUUUCUUUCUCCUGAAAUAUUCAAAUCUUUGUUUAUUUGGGUUUUUUUUUUGUUUGUUUGUUUGUUUCUGUGUUUCUUUCUUUGUUUGUUUCUUUCUUUUUUCUUUCUUUCUUUCUUUCUUUCUUUCUCCUGAAAUAUUCAAAUCUUUGUUUGUUUGUUUUUUUUUCUUUCUUUCUUUUUCUUUCUUUCUUUCUCCUAAUAUAUUCAGAUCUUUCUUUCUUUCUUUUCUUUCUUUCUUUCUUUCUUUCUUUCUCCUGAAAUAUUCAAAUAUUUAUCUUUCUUUCUUUCUUUCUUUCUUUCUUUCUUUCUUUCUUUCUCCUGAAAUAUUCAAAUCUUUGUUUGUUUGUUUGUUUGUUUGUUUUUGUUUGUUUGUUUUUUCUUUCUUUCUUUUCUUUCUUUCUUUCUUUCUUUUCUUUCUUUCUUUCUUUCUCCUAAUAUAUUCUUUCUUUCUUUCUUUCUUUCUUUCUUUCUUUCCCUAUAUAUUCAGAUCCCUUUUUUCUUUCUUUCUUUCUUUCUUUCUCCUGAAAUAUUCAAAUCUUUUUUGUUUAUUUGGGUUUUUUUUGUUUGUUUGUUUGUUUCUGUGUUUCUUUCUUUGUUUGUUUGUUGUUUUUCUUUCUUUCUUUCUUUUCUUUCUUUCUUUCUUUUCUCCUGAAAUAUUCAAAUCUUUAUCUUUUCUUUCUUUCUUUUCUUUCUUUCUUUCUUUCUUUCUUUCUUUCUUUCUUCUCCUGAAAUAUUCAAAUCUUUAUCUUUCUUUCUUUCUUUCUUUCUUUCUCCCCUAUAUAUUCAGAUGUUUCUUUCUUUCUUUCUUUCUUUCUCCUGAAAUAUUCAAAUAUUUAUCUUUCUUUCUUUCUUUCUUUCUUUCUUUCUUUCUCCUGAAAUAUUCAAAUCUUUAUCUUUCUUUCUUUCUUUCUUUCUUUCUUUCUUUCUUUCUUUCUCCUGAAAUAUUCAAAUAUUUAUCUUUCUUUUCUUUCUUUUCUUUCUUUCUUUCUUUUUCUUUUUCUUUCUUUCUUUCUCCUGAAAUAUUCAAAUCUUUAUCUUUCUUUCUUUCUUUCUUUCUCCCCUAUAUAUUCAGAUGUUUCUUUCUUUCUUUCUUUCUUUCUCCUGAAAUAUUCAAAUCUUUAUCUUUCUUUCUUUCUUUCUUUCUUUCUUUCUUUCUUUCUUUCUUUCUUUCUUUCCUUCUCCUGAAAUAUUCAAAUCUUUAUCUUUCUUUCUUUCUUUCUUUCUUUCUUUCUUUCUUUCUUUCUUUCCUUCUCCUGAAAUAUUCAAAUCUUUAUCUUUCUUUCUUUCUUUCUUUCUUUCUUUCUUUCUUUCUUUCUCCUGAAAUAUUCAAAUCUUUAUCUUUCUUUCUUUCUUUCUUUCUUUCUCCCCUAUAUAUUCAGAUGUUUCUUUCUUUUUCUUUCUUUCUUUCUCCUGAAAUAUUCAAAUCUUUAUCUUUCUUUCUUUCUUUCUUUCUUUCUUUCUUUCUUUCUUUCUUUCUCCUGAAAUAUUCAAAUAUUUGUUUAUUUAUCUUUCUUUCUUUCUUUCUUUCUUUCUUUCUUUCUUUCUUUCUUUCUCCUGAAAUAUUCAAAUCUUUAUCUUUCUUUUUUUUUUCUUUUCUUUCUUUCUUUCUUUUUUUUCUUUCUUUCCUUCUCCUGAAAUAUUCAAAUCUUUAUUUUUUCUUUCUUUCUUUCUUUCUUUCUUUCUUUCUUUCUUUCUUUCUCCUUAAAUAUCCAAAUCUUUGUUUGUUUGUUUGUUUUUGUUUCUUUCUUUCUUUCUUUCUUUCUUUCUUUCUCUUAAUAUAUUCAGAUCUUUCUUUCUUUCUUUCUUUCUUUUCUUUCUUUCUCCUGAAAUAUUCAAAUCUUUGUUUAUCUUUCUUUCUUUCUUUUCUUUCUUUUUUCUUUCUUUCUUUUCUUUUUCUCCUUAAAUAUCCAAAUCUUUGUUUGUUUGUUUGUUUUUGUUUCUUUCUUUCUUUCUUUCUUUCUCUUAAUAUAUUCAGAUCUUUCUUUCUUUCUUUCUUUCUUUCUUUCUUUCUCCUAAUAUAUUCAGAUCUUUCUUUCUAUCUUUCUUUCUUUCUUUCUCCUAAUAUAUUCAGAUCUUUCUUUCUUUCUUUCUUUCUUUCUUUCUCCUGA